AUGUUGUCGUUACCCGCUCAUUCUUCCGGCUCUCGCAUGGUUCAUCGCUCGACAUCCCGGCCUCUACUUCCAUUCGCUCCCGCCCCCGCUCUACCAGAUAGCCAACUCGACGCUUCAUAUAAACCCUCCGCUCAUUCAAACUCAUUUUCAUCAUCUCAUUCACCAAAUCUCAGGACCAGUCCCUCGAAGCCAUCUUUGAAGAUCAGCCUUCACAACACCACAUCUCACAAUCACUCGCGCAGCGAUCUGUCCGAUUCUGACAUCAAAGCGCCUUCGUUCCACUGUGCAGCAUCCCCCGCAUCUAUCAAUGACGGGGCCACUACCAUCCGCCCUAUGAACAUUCACUCAAAAGUCAAACAAGUUUCCAUGCAAGACCUCCGUCGGGCCAUAAGCAACAUCGAAUCUCGGCCCGAAUCUACCGCAGGAGCAUCUUCUUAUCCUAAUCGAGAAUCGCCUGGACAGUAUCCGUACAAGACUUGGUCGGACGACGUCUUUGAAGGGCUUCGGCGGUUGGGAGAAGGCGUCGGAGGAGCUGUUCAUGAAGUGAAAGACACUCGAACUGGGAUAGUAAUGGCUAGAAAGACCAUCCCGACACACGAGGCGCCGAUGAAACAGCUUUUCCGAGAACUCUCCAUGAUCACCAACAUCUCACACCCGAACAUUGUCCACUUCUAUGGGGCAUACAUGUCGCCUUCGUCGAGUGAAGUGAAGGUCGUCAUGGAGGUGUGCGAAGGAAGAUCGCUGGAAAGUGUCGGAGAGCGCAUCAAAAGGCGCAAAGGCCGAGUUAGCGAGAAGGUUGCUGCACGCCUGGCUGAGGGGAUCCUGCAAGGCCUCGCAUACCUUCACUCAAUUAAAAUCAUCCAUCGCGAUAUCAAACCUUCAAACAUCUUGCUAUCCAAGGAGGGGUCUGUCAAAUUAUGUGACUUUGGCGUGUCCGGUGAGCUCGUCAAGUCCCAGGCGGACACGUUCACGGGUACUUCAUGCUACAUGGCUCCUGAGCGCAUCUUAGGUCACGAAUAUUCCAUCCGUGCUGAUGUGUGGUCAGCAGGCCUAUCCAUCCUGGAGCUCCUGCAAAAUCGAUUCCCCUUCCCCAAGGAUUUACCGCCAAUCGACCUCAUGGUCCACAUCAGUGAGAGCGAGCCUCCCCGUCUGGAAGACGAAACCAGUACACGUUGGAGUGAUGCUAUGAAAGAUUUUAUCAGGAUCUCUUUGACGCUUGAUCCUGCCUCACGCCCGGUACCACGGGACAUGCUGAUGCAUCCAAUGAUCGUUAAAGUCGUGAAAGCAAAAGUUGACAUGGCCCAGUGGAUCAGCCAAGUCUGGAGUUGGAACACACCCAGGUCUUUCCAGACCUCUAAGGAAAACGUCCCUUGCAGAGAAAGGGCAUCUCUUAAAUGA
Molecule: messenger RNA, 1398 nt
Organism: Heterobasidion irregulare TC 32-1
Lineage: Eukaryota; Fungi; Basidiomycota; Agaricomycetes; Russulales; Bondarzewiaceae
Product: MAPKK-like protein
Exons: 6
Coding region: 1-1398 (465 amino acids)
Biological process (GO): protein phosphorylation; regulation of fungal-type cell wall organization; cell integrity MAPK cascade
Molecular function (GO): MAP kinase kinase activity; ATP binding
Source: RefSeq, a predicted model, not a curated record